CGCAGGCAGCUCCCAGUGGAGAGCCCACCUGCCUUCCUCCAGAUAGUCCUGGAGAGUGAAUCCAGAGUGUGCUUUGCCCUGGACACCAGAGACGUCUCCGAGGCAACAGGUCAGCAUCACAAAGGAGGCCACGGCCAGUGGCCAGCGUGUCACUGGCCCACAAGCCCGUGCAUCCCACACUCCGGAUCAGGAGUUGCUGCAGAGGGGAUCAGAGCCCCACAGCUCCGAGUCUGCGGGCGUAGAGGCACAGAACAGGCACCGCGUGGCCCUGACCAUGCCGUGCAUCCAUUACAAGUUCUUCUCCAGGCUGAACUAUGAUACCGUCAGCUUCAGCGGCCUUGACAUCUCCCUGGGAGACCUCAAGCACCAGAUCAUGUCUCGGGAGAAGCUGAAGGCGUCCAGGUGUGAGCUGCAGAUCUCCAACGCCCAGACUGGAGAAGAAUACACAGAUGAGAACACCCUGGUUCCCAGGAACUCAUCGGUCAUCGUUAGAAGAAUCCCUGCUGCAGGAGUUAAAGUUGCCAGGAAACGCUGUGUUCCACGUGGAACGGAGGCAGUACGUGGAACACCAAAAGCGGUUGAUGACUCCUCUGCACCGAUGACUCUGGCCCAACUUAUUAAGAGCGCCGAUCUAGCCGGAGCCGAUGUGCCUGAAGCAGAUAAAAUAAAAGCGAUGAUGAUCCAGUCUUCCCAGGACUAUGACCCCAUCAAUUACGUGAAGACACCUCUGUCGCCAUAUACUUGGUUACGUGAUGGAAAACCUGGCCACUACGUAAGGAACGGCCCAGACAAUGGAGGCAGACAUUUUGGAUCUGUUCCCAGAAUUACAAAGUGCACAGGAAUUCCGAAGAGUUUCCUGAAGGAGGUGGAGGAUCCCAACACAAAGGGGGCUAUGCUGGCAAACACUGGGAAAUACGUCAUCCCAAUCCUUAAUGCGGAAGUUUAUGCCAGAGAGAAGAAGAAAAAGCCUCCCUUGUUAGCGGUGGAGCCAUCAUCCAGUUCCUCAGAUCCUGUUCCAGAGGAACAGCUGCCACUGACACCUCCUCCCGCUGCUUUCAUGGCUGUCAGCCCUCCUGCUGCUCCGGGCUGUCCUGUCCAAAACCAACCAGUUCUCCCGGGCCCCCAAGGACAAUCCAUGCCCACAGCUGCUCAUCCCAAGCGAGGCGGGAAAAGGCCCUCAGCGGGUGGAAGAGCAGGCUGGGAACUCCGUUCAUUGUGCAAUGCACAGCAAAAACUGAAAAAGCCAUAUCGUUACGUGGAAACCAACAGUUGCUUGAAAUCCUUCCGAGGAUUUCAGAAGGACCAGGGCACCAUGGUGGACAGGGCCGAGAGCAGCGACCACCAGUCCCAGGGGGGUGGCUGGGGGGCAUGA
Messenger RNA from Cuculus canorus (common cuckoo), 1372 nucleotides. Its product is annotated as E3 ubiquitin-protein ligase RBBP6-like. The transcript is spliced from 12 exons. The record is from RefSeq and is a predicted model, not a curated record. Bases 275 to 1372 code for a protein of 365 amino acids. Gene Ontology annotation, molecular function: zinc ion binding; ubiquitin protein ligase activity. Gene Ontology annotation, cellular component: nucleus. Gene Ontology annotation, biological process: protein ubiquitination; mRNA processing; ubiquitin-dependent protein catabolic process. NCBI's taxonomy places the organism in Eukaryota, Metazoa, Chordata, Aves, Cuculiformes, Cuculidae.